GUGGUCCGUACUCCGUCGCGUGAGCGACAACGCUUCAACGUUGUUCGCGGUAAUAUGCGAUAGUGUUGGCCCGCGCGUUUAGCGGUUAGCGAUCUUGAUAAAAGAUAGCGGUUGUACCGAAGAUAAGCCAGUAGUCAUCCUGACCGUUGCCUGGUCUGACCGGCCUGGUCGGCUGUACGAUCCGAUCGGUCGCCGAUUCCUUGAUCGAGUUCGUCGGCCCUAAGCGCCUAAGCGCCUAUAAGCGCUCGGAUGAGAGAGAGAGAGAGAGAGAGAGAGAGAGAGAGAAAGGGAGAGAGGGAGAGAGAGAGAGAGACAACCCUCGAGGUGGAUAUAUCGAUGCGAAUAACUUUCGUAUAUUAUCUUCCAUUUUUUCCAAGAUUUUCUCUCUCCAAUCCUCGAAAAAGCGAUUAUCCUCUGUCCAACGAGUGCCUGCAAGAAUCAAAUCGUGUGAUAACGGAUUUAUAUUCGAGGAGAAACAUAUUUCAAUAGCAAAUUCACCACUGGAAGAAACUCCAAUGAGAGUCGUUGAGCGAAUUUAUGUUUUCUCAGAGCGCUAAAAAAGUUUACUCAAACUCUGAUGAAGGAAUACGGCAAAAAAAGGCAUGCCACUGUCCUUUCUAGAUAGAAGACUCGUUUGCAAUGUCACGACGACGACGGCGACGACGACGAUGACGACGACGGCGACGGCGACGAUGGCGACGACGACGACGGCGACGACGACGAUGACAACGAUGAUGAUGACUACGACGAUGACGACGAAAGCUAGUCUUAAUGAAUAAGAAUCGCCGCAUCAAGCGAAAAUUGAAUCGAAUGUUAUGACACGGGAAUAUAUAUUAGGAACAAAAUAUCGAACGUGUGAUAGCAUCUAGAUGAGUUGGCGUUCGUUUUUCAAAGUUGACUUUCCUUUUAAUUUCAUUUCUUUCUCUCAUCUACAAACUACACGAUAGUAUAAAUAAUUUCGAGGAUGCGAACGAUACGUAAUGACGAGCGGCGUGACUACUAAAUUCGAUCCGGAUUGGGUAAGGAUGGUGGAGUUGCGUGCGGCUGGUGCCAGGAUGACUGGAAGUCUAGACACCAGAUCGUCAAAUCGUCUGCACUAUGCCAUCUUGACGAUUUUGGAUACGAUCUUCUCCGCGCUCGUGGCCGCACCGGCGGUGGUUGGUUACUGGCGCGGCACUUGGGAACUGAGUGAUUUCUAUGUCUACCCGGAGGAGCCGGUGUUGAGCAGCUUCGCGUCGAUCACGAUCGGCUUCACCGGCCUCUUUGCCUUCAGCGUCCUGCAACAUGGCUUGAAUGACAUUCUGCAUCCAGAUAAGCAUCGGCUAUCCUACUAUCUCGGCUCGCGAGUCUAUACCGGCGUGUUUGGCUUUUGCUGCGUGAACGCUUGGCGCGGUGCCUGGAAGGCCCUGGACAUUUAUACGGAGCUGAUGCCCGGCACAGUCUUUGCCACAACUAUCGUUAGUCUCCUCGCGCUCGGCAUCAUGCGCGCAGUUCGUAAUGUAUCCGCGCCGCCGUUUUCCCUCGUUCUCGACUCGUGUCCGGGUUACUUUGAAGUGCAGACUAUGUUUCGCGUCAACAAUACGAGGGACUGGUCGUUGUACUUACUGGAUUGCGCCUUUAGUGUCGGUGUCGUGGGUACGUUGGUUGUCUUCGUCUGGAGAGGAGUUUGGAUUUUGAUCGACAUUUACCUAUUUCCAGAAAGCCCCGAGUAUUCUGCCCUUGGCUCAUUGGCUAUCGGGUAUUUUAUAGUCGUCGUGACGUUUUGCCUACAACCGUUGAUGCGGUAUAUCUGCGCGCGUCUUCAGGGUCUGGUUCGCUUGAUGGUCGCGGACAUUUUUCUUUUUCUGAGCUUUCUGGGGACUGUCAACGUCUGGCGCGGCAUAUGGAACGCGUUGGAUCUCUGGCUGCUGCCAGACAAUCCAGAAUUGUCCUGUUGGAUUACUCACGUUGGCUGCUUCGUUUUUCUCGUCCUUCUCAAUUGUAGCAAUACUAUCCUAGUUCGUGGCGUUUACAUCGAUGCUGAGGAAGAGAAAGGACAAUGCGUUGUGUUUCCAUGCCAUUAUCUUCGUUUAUUCUUUAAGAUCGAACGCGAGAAGAAGCAAGCGCGACAGCAGAAGUUGUUGGUAGAUCAUACCGAUGUAAAUGAAAAGGACAGUGAAAACGGAACUUUCUUACCGAACACGGUGUCGAUUGUACCUGUGAAUGCAGAUUCUCUUGCAUAAAAGCUAUGUACGACAAAUCAAUUUUUGUCAAGAGUAUCUAGGGCUGUGUUCCAAAAUUUAC
Trachymyrmex septentrionalis is the source of this 2283-nucleotide messenger RNA. RefSeq lists its product as uncharacterized. The transcript is spliced from 4 exons. Gene Ontology annotation, biological process: neuromuscular synaptic transmission; clustering of voltage-gated calcium channels; neuron-neuron synaptic transmission. Bases 981 to 2222 code for a protein of 413 amino acids. The record is from RefSeq and is a predicted model, not a curated record. Gene Ontology annotation, cellular component: presynaptic membrane. Lineage: Eukaryota; Metazoa; Arthropoda; Insecta; Hymenoptera; Formicidae.